Messenger RNA from Gaeumannomyces tritici R3-111a-1, 519 nucleotides. RefSeq lists its product as hypothetical. The transcript has a single exon. The record is from RefSeq and is a predicted model, not a curated record. The coding region runs from base 1 to 519 and encodes 172 amino acids. NCBI's taxonomy places the organism in Eukaryota, Fungi, Ascomycota, Sordariomycetes, Magnaporthales, Magnaporthaceae.
AUGCGACCGCACACCCGCUCGACGCCGCGCCCUGGUCUUACCUCACGGACCUCGACGCCAAGCACGUACGACCGACGCAAUCGACAUCACCGGUACUCGUGGGUACAAGCACAAUCAGGACGUCAAACGCAGUCGAUAAUCUUGGCGUUACCAGGAAGGGCCCUGUUCAAAUCGGAUCCCGAUCUAACGGCCAGAAAGUCCCUUCCUCGCCGCGUAGCGGACUACGGGGGUGCUGGACAUUAUUUCCCUGUGGUCCUAACAACGAUGAAUUCCUUAGUGGGCGAUGAGGCGAGCAGAUUGCUGUGGAUCUCACUGCGGCAAGGUGCGUCGGCUGACCAGUGCGUCUAUGCGCCGGUAAAGUAUCAUAGCUUCUGCUCUGGUGCAGCUGGACAAAAGUCGUCCAAAGCACACUCCCUGGUGGCUCUAACGCGCACGGCAACCUCGCUACCCAGCUAUCUCGGUAAGCAGAUGACGGGGAGACGGAAGGCACACCCUCCACCCCGCCGCACAAAGGGUUGA